This is a messenger RNA of Naegleria gruberi, 1887 nucleotides long. RefSeq lists its product as uncharacterized. The record is from RefSeq and is a predicted model, not a curated record. The transcript has a single exon. The coding region runs from base 1 to 1869 and encodes 622 amino acids. NCBI's taxonomy places the organism in Eukaryota, Heterolobosea, Eutetramitea, Acrasida, Naegleriidae.
AUGAAAGUAUGCAAUUCAUCGACGAGCAUACCUAAACCAUCCUCUACUCCAUUGCCUAUUCAUUGCUCUCAUACCAAAUUCUCAAAAAAGUCAACCUCCCCUUCAAAUGUCAACGAUUGUCAUUUGAUAAUUAAACAACCACGACAAGUAUUUUAUACACUCAUUGAAAAAGAAAAGUCAACAUUGAAUACAGAGAAAAAAAACCAACUUUUUCAACCAAUGACCUCUAAAAAACACUCAACUAGCUCACCAUAUUUUUGUAAAUUAUUCGCUUCACUUCCUUCAUCAAGAAGAACAAUCAACUCAACAUCUACUAUUCACCAAUUUAAUUCUACUCAUAAACAACAACAUGAAAUAUCAUCAAUUGGUAAAUUAACAUCAAAUCAAUUAUUAGAAAGGAUGAAGAAAGCAUUUGAAUUGGACGAAUUGAAUCGUUCGCGUAUUUCAAAUGCUUUUCAAAAUGUUCCUCAUCCAAUUCCUGUAACUCUAUCAAACUCAACAAUAUCUAAAUUGGAACGUGAAAAUGUUGUGUAUUCCAUUUAUAGUCAUCCUUCAAGUGUGGUCAAUUAUAAUUUUGAAUUACAAAAUCCAUUACCAGAGCAUGUAAAGGAGUUUUUCAAUGGUUCUGAGAGAAGAAUUGGAUAUUGUUGUCAUGUCUGCUCAAUGCAUGCCAAGUCAAUAAUCUAUUCGAAUCAUGAGAAGUUUCAAAUAUAUCAUGGAGUGGAAAUUGGAAAGGAAGAAUUGAAGAAAAUUGUUCAAAUGUAUGGAAAUACUUAUUCUGGAUUGUUGGGUGGAAGAAUAUGUGAUAGACAUUAUCAACAAAUUUGUCUUUUCAAUAAUUCUAUUCUAUCCAAUGUUUCACUUUCGAAUAAUGCGUCCAAUACUCAACAUUCUAGUGAUUCGUCUAUUGAAGUUCCAAGAUCAAGACCUAUUCGAACAGUGUCCUCUGUUUAUGCCACCAAAAGAUUUGCUUCUCAAUUAGAAAAUAUAAAACAUUCUCCAGGAAAGAAGACGAAAUAUGCCACUGACGUUCUGUCAAGUGACGAAUAUGCCUUGACAACAAGUAGUGAGUCAGAAGAAUCUGAAAAUGAAGAAGAAUUUCCAAUUAAAAGAAGAACUUCAACCCGAAGACAACAAAGACAGGAUUUAACAUCAACUUUUAAAUUGUUAAUUCAAGAAGAAAGGCAAGACGAAAGUGGCCAAGCAAUGGAAGAAACUGCUGAGAGAAGUGACUCAAAUUAUCAAUCAAUGCCUUCUCACGUUUCAAAUUUGAAGCAGACAACUCUCCAAUCAGAAGUUUCGAAUAACACGAGCAUUCCUUUCAGAAAGAGAAGAUUUUUCAAAAGGAAUUCCAAUUCAAUUGCCUCCUCAAAAAUUUACAGAAGUUUUGAUGUUGAAAAUGUUUCGAUAUUUGUAGUUCCUCAAUGUAAUGAAACAAAUAUUGAGGAAAAUACCUUAAAUACCAGUCAGGUGAUUAACGAUAUUGAUUCGAAUGGAUCAUCCAAUUCGAAUAGAAGUAUCUCUAAUUCUAAUGAUAUUGAUUCGAAUUGUAAUUCUACCUUGCCAAUGAUUCAAUGUGCUUCUCCUGAGGAACAGAAACGAUUGUAUUUUAUGGACUUUAUUGAAUAUGAUGAAGAACAAGAGCAACAAUCGAAUAAUCUGGUAGACGAAACCAUGAAAGAAACUGAUGACCUUUCUACCAAUAAGAUUGAACCAAAUGAAAGUUCAGCAUCUUCAUUAAUUGGAGAAACACAGAAUUUGAACUAUCUUGUAAAACUGAUGGAACAAUUAGUCAAUCACGAUGACGAAGAAGAUUAUACACAAGAAAAUCAACGAAACAAUGGAAGAAGAAUCAUUAAACGAAAGUAAACUGUUUUAUUCAUAUCU